AUGGUUUCCCUUGAGGAUGCAACCGACAGGCAGUCGGGCAAUCAGAGCAUGGAUGCCUUGCUCGAAAAAUCAGGCAUACCUGAAGUCAUUUGGUCGGAAAUCCAGAUUUUCAAGCCGGAGGAGUUCGGAGCUUUGUCGCAGGCUGAUCUUCAGUCCUUCAUUGAUGGGCUGGUUUUCCCAUCGGAGCCAUCUGAUAUCCUGAUUAAGGCAAGGUUGCGCUUAUUGUGGAAGCGCUGCAACUCUAAUGAGUCGGAGCAUGGGGCUGCAGUAUUGCAUUCGUCCGCAAUGGAGCCGCUUAAGCCACUUUCUUUGAGCGAGCCGUCCACUUGGACAGAUGCGUUCCCUAAAAAGCUCAGUUCGGCUGCUGUCAGGACCAUGAUGAAACGCUUUAGUGAGAAGUACCCUUCGGAACCAUUGGGCAGUGACGUCACGCCGAGUCCAAGGUUGCUGUCCUUGGUUCAUGCCCAAAUCCAGGAGCAUCGCUGGCGCUGGAUCCCGUGGAAGCUCAGGCUAUCCGAGGACCAGCAUGAGUCCAAGUCCAUGGAACGAUCUCUCAAGGCGCCUAGGCUGGAGAGCGUUCUUUGGGAGGAAAUACCCAGUCGCGAUUUGCCAGCCCAGAACAUGGGCAAAGCACAGAUGAUGGAGAGUCUCCAUUUGCAGGCGGUUGCAAAUGCCCUGGCAGAAGGGGCGCACUUGUAUACGCUUCGGGAGCUCAAUCGGCGUUUCAUCACUAAGUGCUUUGAGCAGUAUCCUAAGGAGACGAACUUGCGUCCGCCCAAUAGAAUUGAGGCUGAGCUAGCAGAGCAAAAGCUGUGGCAGCAGAUUGCAUCUCUGUACAACGACGAGGAGUGGUCUCUGGAUGAAUCCAUCAGGGAGAUUGCCAUUGCUCGCAAUGAGGUUCAAGUGCUCCUUAUGCCGCGUGCUGUGCCAGCCAAGUCACAGUUCCAGGAUCGUCAGCGCAAGGGCAACGGCAAAGGCAAGUUGGGCAAUGCUGGCAAAGGUGAUAAAGGCUCUCUGAAAGGUUCUGAGGGCAAGGGUGCUCACGGACAGACAUUUCAAGUGCAGGGCCAUCGUGUCGGAACUUCUUGGCAGUCAGGCAAGACCCGUCGUCUGCUGUGUCAGGACUUCCAACUGGGCAAGUGUACGCGAAGCAACUGUCGCUUUGAGCAUGUGUGUGGUGUGAUCAUGCCAGGUGGCCGCAUGUGUCUCGGUGAUCAUGCACCGGCCGAUCACAAGCGCACCCCGCAUUGA
Molecule: messenger RNA, 1251 nt
Organism: Symbiodinium sp. CCMP2592
Lineage: Eukaryota; Dinophyceae; Suessiales; Symbiodiniaceae
Source: the annotation of a GenBank genome assembly